AUGGCCCACAACGAAAAAACACGCAACCAAGAGGAUCCUGUGCCAGGGAGUACUGCCAACAGGAAACUUGUAAGUAUACGAAGACAUAACCCCGCCAAAGACCAUUUCUGUGGUAUUAACAAUUUAACGAUCACCUGGGACGGACCUGAUGAUCCCGAGAAUCCAAAGAACUGGGCUGUUCGUCGAAAAUGGCUGGCGGUUAUCUCAAUUUCCGGCUUUGUCCUAAUGAGCCCGCUACCAACAACCAUUGUCGCUCCCGCCUUAGACGUUAUCACGGUAGAACUGGGGAUCACGAGCAAGAUCCUAGAGUCUAUGAUUUUAUCCAUCUUUCUACUCGGUUAUGCGAUUGGACCCAUGUUCAUUAGUCCCCUUUCUGAGAUAUGGGGCCGAACGCUGGUGCUGCAGACAUUCAAUCUUGUUUUCCUGAUCUUCAACACUGCGUGCGGUUUUGCAGGGUCUAUCGAGCAGCUGCUUGUCUUCAGGUUCUUUGCCGGGCUUUUUGGAAGCUGUACCGUUGGUAUUGGAGCUGGUACUCUCGGCGACUUGUUCAAUGCCAGUGAACGCGGGAAGGCUAUGGCCAUCUACAGCAUAUUUCCCCUUCUCGGUCAAGUCUUGGGUCCCAUUGCGGGAGGAUUUCUGACUGCACGUGCUUCCUGGAGAUGGGCUUUUUAUGCAACCUCCAUAAUAGAUGGCUGCGUCCAGAUAUUCGGUCUCUUCUUUCUCGACGAGUCAUACAUGCCAGUCCUACUGCGCAGGAAAAGAGAUCGACUCACAAAAGCUGGAGCCACAGGCCUCUACACAGAACAUGACUUUCCAACCGGUUUCUCACUUAGCAUGAUGCGAGAAACCAUGAUCCGCCCGAUAAAGCUGCUUACAACGCAGCCCAUAGUGCAAGUAAUGGCACUAUAUCAAGGCUACCUCUACGGUAACAUCUACAUCCUCUAUGCCUCCAUCGCAGUCCUCUGGACAACCCGCUACAACGAACCGCUUGAUAUAGCCUCACUACACUACCUCGCACUGGCCCUCGGAACGGCCUUUGCAGCAGAGGUUGCAACACACAUCAACGACCGCAUAUUCCGCGUGCUGACCAAACGAAACAACGACGAAGGUUUGCCCGAGUUCCGUAUACCCAUAAUGAUCCCCGCCACUGUCGUCCUGACCGUCGGUUUGUUCUGGUACGGCUGGAGCGCCGAGGCCCGCCUCUUCUGGCUCAUGCCGGACAUCGGCAUUGCGUUAUUCGCCGCUGCCGCAUAUAUCUGCACUGUCUCGAACAAUAUCUAUGUUGUAGAUACGUACGGGCGGUACUCGGCCAGCGCUCUCGCUGCGACAUCCAUGCUGAGGUGUUUGGCGGGGUUCGUGUUUCCUUUGUUUUCGCCGUAUGCAUAUGAACGGUUGGGAUAUGGUUGGACUAGUACCAUAUUGGGUAUCAUCGCAUUAUGCAUCGGUCUUACCGGUGUUAUUUUCCUAUGGAAGUUCGGGCAUGUAUUAAGAAAGAACAGCCCGUACUGUGCUAGUCGCGAUGUGGAUGAUUCUUAA
Messenger RNA from Truncatella angustata, 1536 nucleotides. Its product is annotated as efflux pump antibiotic resistance protein. The transcript has 3 exons. The record is from RefSeq and is a predicted model, not a curated record. Bases 1 to 1536 code for a protein of 511 amino acids. Lineage: Eukaryota; Fungi; Ascomycota; Sordariomycetes; Amphisphaeriales; Sporocadaceae. Gene Ontology annotation, molecular function: transmembrane transporter activity. Gene Ontology annotation, biological process: transmembrane transport.